CAGGCUGGUUGUCCUCAGAUCAUCAGUUCAACUUCACCAGGAGGAGUGCCAGGAGAUAGUGGUGGUUCUUCUACCAGACCAACACUUAAAAUUACGCUUCUGGGUAGUGAGUGGAAUUCUUCAGCUGGUGGUUUGUCGACAUUUAACAGAGAGCUUGCAAUUCACCUUUCAGAACAUCCUGAAGUGGACGUGACGUUGUUAGUCCCAGAAGGAGCUUGUAAAGACGAGGAGAAAAACGAAGCUAAAAGCUAUGGAGUUAAUAUUGUCGAUGCAAAGUGUCAAGCAGGGUUAGAUCCACUUGACUGGUUAAGCUGCCCACCCAAAGAUCUCCACAUUGAUAUUGUCAUUGGACAUGGUAUGAAACUUGGCCGGCAAGUACAAAUAAUACGAAAUUUUGUCCAAUUUAAGUGGGUUCAAGUGGUGCAUACGGCUCCAGAAGACCUUAGCAAGUUUAAAAACUACUCUGAUCCCACUUCUAAAGGAGAAAAAAAAAAUCAAGAUGAAGUUGAUCUGUGUAAACGUGCUGAUCUUGUCAUGCCGGUUGGUCCUCGGUUAACAGACUCUUACUCGGCAUAUUUAAGGCGCUGGAACAAAGAUUUUUUUUCAUUCACUCCAGGACUUUUUGAGAGAGAAUUUGGAGAUUUAGAACAAGUUGCGAAUAGCAAUGAAGAUUUUAAAGUGUUAAUAGUUGGUCGUGGUGAUACAGAGGAUUUUGAGCUAAAAGGGCUUGAUAUUGCCGCUAAAGCAUUUGCUGAUCAACAGUUGAAAAACAAACCUUAUGAAUUAACCUUUGUCGGUGCGCCUGAAGGAAAACAAGAAGAGGUAAGGGACCGACUUCUACAGUGUGGUAUUGCUAAAGAGCAGUUGACUGUCAGGAGAUUUGUACAAAGCAGAGACAGAAUGAAAGAUUUGCUUUGCGAAGCUGACCUUGCUAUCAUGCCGUCGAAAUCAGAGGGAUUUGGCCUUGUUGCAGUUGAAGCUUUGUCUGCAGGACUACCCAUUCUUGUUAGUAAAAGGUCAGGAUUUGCCAAAGCAAUAGAUAAUGUUCCUCAUGGUCAUUUUUGUGUGGUGGAUUCUUAUGAUCCUGCCGAAUGGGCGAAAGCGAUUGCGGCAGUUCGUUCCAGACAUGCAAUGCGGCUGAAAGAGAUUCUUACUGUUAAAGCAUCUUAUGGAAAGAUGUAUAAUUGGAAGGAGCAAUGUGAAGCCCUUGUGGAGAGAAUGUGGCAAAUGGUGCAGGGUAUGAUUUGUACUAAAUAUUGUUGUUUUCAGAGUGCAAAGAAUGCA
Molecule: messenger RNA, 1284 nt
Organism: Porites lobata
Lineage: Eukaryota; Metazoa; Cnidaria; Anthozoa; Scleractinia; Poritidae
Source: the annotation of a GenBank genome assembly